Molecule: messenger RNA, 3420 nt
Organism: Lingula anatina
Lineage: Eukaryota; Metazoa; Brachiopoda; Lingulata; Lingulida; Lingulidae
Biological process (GO): DNA integration; DNA recombination
Molecular function (GO): DNA binding
Source: RefSeq, a predicted model, not a curated record
UAAAGAUUAUCAUGAAAUUAUAAUCUUAUUUAUGAACUGUACAUAUACGGUCAUGGGGGUCACUCGUACUAUCUUGUGUGUCUAUGGAGACGACGAUGCAUACAUUAUGUUCCGGCUGCUGCAUCGGAAAAACACGAACAUGAAGUCACGUGAUAUCAAUAGACAAAGCACAGACGUAACAUUUGGCGGUAAAGUAUAAAAGGAGGGUGGACAAAGCGGACACAACAAAGGAAAGGUAAAUCGGAUAUUAAACAGAAAGUCCAACAAGAAAAGGUAAGGUGACGUCUUCUAUAUAUAACGCUUUCACAUUAUGUGAUGAAUUGGAUAGGUACAAGUUUUUUAUUUUGUAAAAAUAUUUAUAUUAAGCUAUAUAAAUUAAGAUAAAUUAGGCUAAGCGUCUUUAUUUAUUCAUAUUCAAUAACAUUGGGAAAGGAAAAAAUUUAUAAUCAAAUCUACCUAACAUUAAUAUAUUUAAAACAAUUAUAUAACAAACGUGUUCGUCCUAUAAUUUAAGUUCAAUUUAAAGAAGAUAAAAUUAUACUCAGCAAGUAUGAACGAAUAAAAUAUAAAUUUAUAUGCCAGUAUACUUAACAGAUUAAAUAAUAAAAAGUCCACCCUCCAAAGAUAUAUUACAUUUAUUACAGCUCAUGGAUACUCGCAAUAUUUUGAUAGUGGGAAGUAGUAUUAUUAGAGACUUACAGUGGACAACAAAUUAUUUUUUCAAUCUACGGGGCCCAAGAAUUUCAUAUUUUGCUAGGGGAGGGGCUACCAUCCAAACUAUAGGUAAUGAUCCGUACUUUUGGGAGGCUUUAGAAGAAAAAGACUUCAUAUAUUUUCAAUUAGGAGGAAAUGACAUAAAAAUCUUCUCUUCACCAAAACAAGUUCGAGACAAAAUAAUACUUCUCAUACUAGCAAUAAAACAACGUCAUCGAAACAUUCAAAUAUAUUGGGGACAGUUAUUGCGUCGUGCUGCUUCAAACACAAGCAGGUUUAUACACAACAGCCAACAGGAAAAAGACUAUAACGAUCAAGUUUGGCUGAUAAAUGAUAGCAUACAAUCUACGGUAGAUGAUCUUGGAGGAGUUUAUUUUUGGACCCAUCGGAGAAUAAAUGACUGCUGGAGGGAAUGUUUGAGGAGUGACGGAACACAUUUGAAUGACAAAGGAACAAAGAAAUUAUGGCGAUCUAUUCGGGGUGCUAUUAUUUUCUCUGCACCUAUAUACCGUAAGUAUGAGUGGAUAUGCAUGGGCAUAAACCUUACUAUAUAUACUCCUUGACCAUAUAUAUAGGAGAUACGCAUUGUUUAUUUAAGAUUUCGUGUCAGUAUUUUACGUGAUUUUGGGAAUAAGAUGCAUGGGCACAAAAUGAAUAUUUACCUAAAGUGCAUGACGCUUCAUGCCCGUAUUAGCGUUUUAAGUGAGGUGCAUGACGCUUCGUGCCCGUAUCACUAUAUAUAUAAAGUGCAUGACGCUUCAUGCCCGUAUUGUUCAGUGUUAUAUGUGAGGUGCAUGACACUUCGUGCCCGUAUCACUAUGUAUAUAAAGUGCAUGACGCUUCAUGCCCGUAUUGUUCAGUUUAUAUGUGAGGUGCAUGACGCUUCGUGCCCGUAUCACACUAUGUAUAUAAGUGCAUGACGCUUCAUGCCCGUAUUGUUCAUUAUUAUAUGUGAGGUGCAUGACGCUUCGUGCCCGUAUCACACUAUAUAUAUAUAUUAAGUGCAUGACGCUUCAUGCCUGUAAUAAUAUACUAAUUGGCUGGCAGGGCCUAUCUCUGCUCUGGGAGUCACUGGCACCCAUAGAAUACUAACAUUUUUCAGGUCAUGAGUCAACCUCCAUCUAUACCUCCACCUCAUCAAGGAUUCAUCAGGAAACUACUGAUAGAAACUCCAGAUCAGUCAUGGAAGCAAGAAGACGGAGAAAUCCCAGGGCCUUCAUGGAGGGUAGAUACAACAGACACAAUUGCACAUCAAGGCAUGGGCCACACGGAGGCAGGAGAGAACGCGUCGCGACCGCUAGACAGGGGUCUAGCACAGCACACCGUUACAACCAACGCAGACGCUAAUCAACAAUCUCCCGUUCAGCAAAAUUCUUCUACUCAGUAUUUGGUUCUUACUCUUCCAAAUGAUUACAACGGUGAUCCUCUUGUAUUACAACAAGCAAUACAACAAGCCACACAACAACAAAAUACCUGGGAAAAUCCAGGGGUACAUCAACCAACGCCCCAAAUAAAUGAUACACAAAGAAUAGGAGAUAAUUCUACUAAUUUAAAUAUGGUAGGGACCAACACAGUUAAUGACACGAUUGCGGGAUAUAUGGGUAUUCCGCAAACUACAGGCUUUUCGAAUGGCAGCUCCUAUGGCCUUGAAAACGCCGUCACUAGUGCCCAGCAUAUGGCAACCGCUCAACUUACUACGGAAUUGACAAAUACUUUGGAUUCGGCUCUCGCGAAUAACACAAAGAAAACCUACUUAAAAAUUGAACCGCUUCUGCGACAAUUUUAUGAGACGACCGGGAUACAGGCGUUUCCCACGGAUCCAUUCGUCACAGCCUUAUGGGUACAAUUUUUAAGCAGAAAGUAUUCUCCUUCGUCUAUAAAAACAUUUCUUGGGGCGCUUAGCUAUAAAUAUAAAAUGAAUAACUUGCCAAAUCCAACGUUAACUUACAUAGUUAAACAAACCAUUCUGGGUUUAAAAAACAAAACUCCAAUUAAAGACAAAAAAUUACCAAUAACACUCCCGAUAUUACAUACUUUAUUAAAAAAUGUAGACAUUCUUUGUGGAAAUAAAUAUGAAGCUCAUUUAUACAAAACGAUGUUUCUGACGGCAUUCUAUGGAUUAUUCAGAAUUGGUGAAAUCACGGCAAAACCCUCGAUACAUACGCUAAAACAAGAAAAUGUAUCGUACGACGCGCCGAACAACAUCAUUAGGAUAAAACUGGACUCAUUUAAACAUUUCGAUGGGAUUUCCAACAACGAAAUAGCAAUUCGACAACAACCGAAUAUAUGUCCUGUAAAAACUUUGAAAACUUAUAUUCAAUUACGACCAAGUUGUUUCAACCCACAUUUUUUCAUACAUGAAAAUGGUUCAUCAGUUACAAGAAAUCAGUUUCAUUCAAUACUUGAUAAAUGCCUUGGUUUGUCCAAAUUAGAUCAAAAAAGAUUUAAGGGUCAUAGUUUUAGAAUAGGUGGCACAACAUUAGCAGCACAGAGGGGUCUUGCUGAUCAUCAGAUAAAGUCCUUGGGUCGGUGGCGAUCCUCGGCAUAUCAAGGAUACAUUCGAUAAAGGACCAACCAUUAAUGAGAACAGAAUUUAUUUGAUUAAAAUAAUAUGAGAAAAGAAUAAAACUUAAUAUACGUAGAUAUGUAAAUCAGAAUAUUAACAAGAUGACUUAUGAAUAUAAUAUUAAAUCUUAUAUAAUGUAA